Molecule: messenger RNA, 897 nt
Organism: Pelagomonas calceolata
Lineage: Eukaryota; Pelagophyceae; Pelagomonadales; Pelagomonadaceae
Source: the annotation of a GenBank genome assembly
AUGGCCGAACCCGGCCCCGUUGACGCGCCCUGCGACCUCGGCGCCUGGCGCGAACUGUACGCGAAAUUGAACGUGCCCUGGCGGGACCCCGCGACGGGCGCCGUCGAGAGCGCUCCCCGCCGGUCGACGCCCGCCUUCGCGCCGCCGGUGACUGCGCCGCAAGCGCCGCCGGCGGAUGGCUGGCGCGACGACGGCGCGGUGGAGAGCGCCUUCGACUCGCUCAUCGGCGCGGACUCGGAGCAGCGCGAGGCGGCGGACGCGAUUUUGUGCCGGCGGCGCAGGACGACGCCCGCGCUGCUCUACGCGGCCACGGACUCGCGCGACGGCGCGACGGCGCCGGCGCCCGAGCCGCAGCCCGCGGUCCCAAAGCCGCGGCCGAAGCCGGCGCCGAAGCGGCGGCAGCGCGUGGACAAGGUGGCGGCGCCGUCGAGGCGGCCCGCGCUGCCGGGCUGCCUCCAGCCGCCGCGCCGGGCCGCGCCGACGAUGGAGAGCCUCUUCGGGGACGAGGAAGAGGCCGCCGCGCCUCCGCCGCCGCCCGCGCCGGCGCCUGUGUCGCCGCCGCCGCCGCCGCCCCGCGAGCCGGCGCCGCCGCCCCACCCCGGCCCGAAGGUCCCGCGGCGCCUGCAGCCGCGCGUCGGCCUGACGACGUUCUCCAGGGCCGGCACGUCGCUGCGGCCCCGGUGGGGCACCGUCGGGGCGCGGCCCUCGAAGAAGGCGGUCGCGCCCGCUCCGGCGGCGAAGCGGGCACGACCGGCGGCGGCGCCGCCGCCCGCCGCGAAGAAGAAGAAGAAGCCCCGCUUGCCGGCGUGUCUUGCUCCGCCGCUACCGCCGCCGCUGCCGGACGGCGUGACGAUGGAGGGGUUGUUCGGCGACAAUGAUGAUGAUGGGGAGGGGUGA